CCAGGCGGACCCGCGGAGCCCAACGGCCGCCGGAGCGGUAUUUGGGGCUCGGGCCGCGGAGACGGAUCCGCACCAGGGGGGUCCCCGAGCCCCCUGCCCACCCCUGGGGCCGAUCGGGGGCUCCCCCCACCCAGCAGCCAGGGCUGCAGCGGUCGUGGGGCAGAGGGGUGGGAAAGGGGGAUCCGGGCUGGGAGUGGAGGAAAUGCGGGAGGAAGAGGAGGGAGAGGAGGAGGAGGAGGAGCGGAAGAAUCCCGGCGCUCGCACCGCCCGCACGCUGAGUCUGCAGGACCCCCUGCCCCGGGAGCAUCGCCCCCAGCCCCGAGCCACAGGAUUUCCCAUUCCCAAACUUUGGCUGGAUGGAGGAGGAGAACACUACGAGGAAGAGGAAGAUGCCCCUGGACACUCAGGCAGGGAAGGAGCUGAGGAUGGAGACCAGGGAGGACAAAUCCCCAUGUCAGAACCUCGUGAAAGACGCCAGUUUGGGUGGCUUCACAGUGCAGGAAUCCAACGGAGAGGAAGAGCCCCAGACAUCCCACAGAAGGAGGGGCUGCAAAGCCAGGCCAGAGUGCUCUGAGGAAGAAAGACCCACCCUGUGCCAGGAAGGUGGACAGAGCUUCCACCAGAGCUCAGAGCUGGUGGUCCAUGAACAGCUUCGUGAUGGGGAGAGGCCCUACGAGUGCUUGGAGUGUGGGAAGAACUUCAGGAAGAGAUUCAACCUGAUCUGCCACCAGAGGAUCCACACUGGGGAACGGCCCUUUGAGUGCUUGGAAUGUGGGAUGAGCUUCAGCCACAGGUCUGACCUGGGUGUCCACCAGAGGUUCCAUACAGGGGAGAGGCCCUACGAGUGUCCUGAGUGUCAGAAGAGGUUUCACACCAGCUCCCAUCUCCUUGUACAUGAGCGGAUUCAUACCGAGGAGAGGCCCUUCUGCUGCCCCGACUGUGGGAUGGGCUUCAAACACAACUCCACCCUCGUCACCCACAGGCGCAUCCACACCGGGGAGAGGCCCUACGAGUGUCCCCAGUGUGGGAAGAGCUUCUCAGACCGCUCAUUCUUUACCCGACACCAACGGAAGCAUCAGUAAGGGAAGCCCUGCGAGUGCCCCAACUGCAGGAAUAGCUUCGUGCACUGCUCACACUCCAUCCCCAUCAGAGGUCCCACAUUGGUCAGAGCCCUGGUGGCCCACAUUCCCCGUGAUACGCAGUGGGAACUGGUUGGUGUUCCUUUUUUUUUGCCUCUCAUUAUCUUUUGAUUUAUCUUCCUCUCUUCAAAACACAGAAAAUCAAGGUAAAAAUCAACAAAUUCAUCAAAGGCAUCUAAAGCCUCACAUUUUACUUGUGUUUUGGGGGAAUCUUGGAUUCUGGGAGAUAUCUGGGAGGAUAUGGGGGGGGUUGGGGGCUAUUUGGUUUAGUUGUCCUUAUUUCUUGGCACUCCAAAAGACAAGAGGGAUUGAUCUGUCAGCUCAGAACUGCUGAAUUCCACUGAAAACUACUUGAUCCCUCCCCAAAAUUACACAAUUCCACAGCCCCUCAGGGUGAAAUUGGGUUGGAAUGGGAUUGGCCAAAGUGGGAUGCAAAUCACGAGGGGUGAAGUGAGCAUUGGGUGGGGCAGGAUGGGUGGGAUGGGGUUUGGGAGGUGUGAAAUGGGGGAAGUAGAGCUUGGGAAGGGGGUCUUGAUGUUCAUGAGGGGUGGGAUGGGUUGGGGUUGGGACUGGGGUGGUGGGCUGGGUCUGGAAGGAGACAACCAAAGUUUGGGGAUGAUAAAGGGAGGGGGAACCCAUUACUGAGUGAGUUUUUGGAAAGUCCACAUUCAUGAAGAGAUGCUGGGGUAUCUCAUGUUUCUGAGGCAGUUUUGGGGCACUCCCCAUCUUUUGGGGGUUUCCUGAGAGUAGCUCCAUGGACCCCCAUGGCCAGGGGUGGUUGCCAUGGACACAAGCUCACAGCUGCAGCCAGAGCCUGUUGCCUUGGUGCUGGAGAGCAGAGAAAUGAUGAAUGGCGUCAGACAUCUCCAGUGUGUGGUUGGAGACCUGUGAAGUGGUCAGCAGCAAUCCUCUUGAGAGAUGCACCUUAGGCUCCGGGCAUUCCUCACAGAUCAGGGUGAGGAAAGAAGCUUCCCCCAUGGUGCUCUGCAGCACUAUGUUAAUUUGUCCCAGUUCUUUCCUCCUUAUUGGUCUGUUGGCCUUUCCUACCCCUUUUACCCUUUUAUGUUCAUGUUCUAGUGAGUUCUCCCUUCCCUGUCCUCCCACUGCUUUAUGUCUCCACCUAUCCACACUAGCAUUCCGUAUUGGUCCUUUCCCUGUGUACCACCCCUGAGCCCUCAGACCCUGAUGCUCUUCUCCACCCCCUCUUUUCUGUAUUUAUACCCUAGACCCUCCUUUGUCUUUGUCUUUGGCCCCUGGACCUCUUCAGCGUCACCUGUAAUAAAGCAUGUUGGAACUCCAUGCCUGGACCCUCCCAUGUCUCCACUGCUGAGCUGCUGCGUGUGUCUGUGUGUGUCUGUCUGUCUCUGUGUGUGUGUGUGUGUGUGUGUGUGUGUGUGUGUUUGCUGGUGCUCUUGUGGCUCUUGAACAUUGGUGCGAGAUGCUCUCAGGAAAGGUUGCAUCUACCACCACUGGAGACCACAGAAGUGUUGCCCGAACAGGCACCUUUGUCUGGUACCCCUGAAGAAUGUCUCCACAUCACUGGAAUCUAAGUCGCCUUUGGGUCAGCCAUUGCCCUAAGACAACCUCUGAGUUUUAUCAGGGGAGAGAACGGCAACCCUCCCGGAGUCGCGAACUGGAGGAUUGCUGUCCUCAACAGAUCCCCACAAGAUCCUUUUCUGGCCCACCAUUGGGUGAGUAUGUUGCAGUCAGGGUCACCCUUUUCUUUUGUUUUCUCAUUUUAAAUCUUGUGGGUGGGAAGACUGCAGAAUGGGCACAAAACUCACCGUUCUGCAACAGGAGAUUUAUAUCCAAGUAACAUUAGCCCUUGUUGCUCGGGAAAUUCAUUUUCCAAAAAGGAAUUUGAAGGCUUUUGUUCAUUUUCUUUUCAAAUAUUUUAUGUUGCAAGAUUUAUCACUUGAGAUUUGGGACAUGGUUGGGAUCAAGUUAUUUGUUUUAUAAAUGGAGGGAAAUUUUAAAAUGGGAAAGUUUUUUCCUCUUUUUUGUUCCAUUUAUGGCAAAAAGUUUUAUCUUCUUUUUAGUUUUAUUUAUGAUUCAGUAAAAAAAUUGGGAAAAUUUGGGAAAUUUUUGGUCCCCAGUUCAAAACCCCUUCCCCUUCACCCUCUCCCCAAGCCCCUAAACCCUCUUCCCUGCCUGAGAAGCAAUCAGCAGGCAGAUGUCACUAUUCAGCACAGGGUUUCGUCUGUCUCUCUGAUGCCUCCCGAUCUCUUCUCUCUCCUUACCAGGACGGCACUGGCAGUGCCGUUCUGGACCUUCCCCUCAACCUUCUCCCUAUGCCUGCAUACCUGUGGGAAUUCACAAAAUCAGAGGGUUUUGGGAAAGCUGCAAAAGGCAGGCCUCGGAGACAACAGAACUGUUAUUAGAGCUGAGCAGUAGCCAUGAGAUAGGUCAGCAGAAAAAAUAUUUAAAAAGUAGAAAAGCAAGGACGAAUAGAACAAUGGUCUGUGUAUUAAUGCCUGUUUAGAAUAACUCCCUAAGCUGUAGAAAAGUUUAUCUAGCAAGAUAUUAGGAAGUUUGAAGCUUAAUAAUGGAGCUCUGUGUGUUGUGUUUUAAGGCUUACAAGCAGGUAUUGUAUUUGAAAUAAGCAAGCAUUGUUUUAACCAAAGGUACGUGUGCUUAUAGCGGUUGGAUGGAACCACUGUCAAUAUGCUUCUGCUUUGUGUGAUUGGUCAAAAAAGUUAUAAAGUAAGUUGUAACAUUAAGUUCUUGGUCUGCUGCCUGGGAUGUGAGCUGAUGGCAUCUUCCUGUUGAGGAUUUGUUGCAGAUUGGGGAGUUUUUGAGAAACAAAGGCCAUAUUCAUCCAAUGCACAAUCCAGCCUGCUUGGGAUAAUGGACAAUGGACACAUUCACAAAUAAUAAUGGACAUAUUCAGAAAAUGGGGUUGGUAUAUCCUUGAAAAAGAUACAAGAAGAAGAGUCAAAUGGACUCAGCAAGCUUGUCAGUGAGCUUGGGAAAGUGAGGAAAGUUCAUGGGUGGGACAGGAAACCGCAGCCAGACGUGUGAAGUUAGAUGAUCCAAUCAGCAUCCUAUCUUAGACGCGUGAACAGCUAGGCCUAACCAAUCAUGUAAUAGCUAGAGAUGUGUGGACAGUAGAGAAUGAUAAUAAAUUUGGCUUCACUGGA
This is a messenger RNA of Haemorhous mexicanus (house finch), 4279 nucleotides long. Its product is annotated as zinc finger protein 586-like. The coding region runs from base 357 to 1082 and encodes 241 amino acids. Gene Ontology annotation, biological process: negative regulation of transcription by RNA polymerase II. Gene Ontology annotation, molecular function: DNA-binding transcription repressor activity, RNA polymerase II-specific. Lineage: Eukaryota; Metazoa; Chordata; Aves; Passeriformes; Fringillidae. The transcript has 3 exons. The record is from RefSeq and is a predicted model, not a curated record.